UAUUUAAUCGAUUUAACCGGCCAACAGUGAGAUUCCCACGUGUUUUUAUUUACAUUUGUUUACAAUGACAUCAUUGGUAGCCAUGAUAAUGAGGAAGUUGGCCUUUUAACCCGUGAUAUGGCCAAUCAAUGAACGAGAAUCUGUGUUAGCCCCGCCUGAGUGUAGGUCAAAGUACAAUUGCAAAGAAUGUGCUGACACACUCAAGAUACACGUUGCGUAGAGAGAGAACGAAACGGAUGUGUCGGCAGAGACAGAGAUUGUGUGGUCUACAAAAUAUCUCCUUGGAUACUAUGACUUUUCCUGAAGACGACAGCAUGGACAUACACAAGACUUUUAGAGAAGUGAUGCUGCAAGCGGCUGACAAAGGGAGAGUGACUGCAGGGCUGUACACCUGUGCCAGGGUGCUACAGAUGGCACCUGAGGGGGUGAUGAUGUGUGUGAUGCCAGUAGAGACCGAGCAUGAUGACUUGGUUCACAUGCAGCACGUGUUGAUUGAGGCUCACUGCAGGGAACACAGGAUAACACUUGUUAAAGUUGAUUGUACUCUGAAGCUAGAGCAACUGUUGUUACUCCCAGUAAGUGCCCAGAGGAAACCCAAAGACAAUGACCUCAGCUGUGUCAUCGUGCAGAUUGCCAAAGAAGGGAAAACCCAGCUGGAGAGGAAGUUCCUGAACAGGUGCUUGAAGCACCCUGACGAUCUGGUCAUCCAGAUCCCGGCCUGAUUUCCCCGAUGACCGCAACCCCACGGACAUGCAAUACAAAA
Molecule: messenger RNA, 763 nt
Organism: Magallana angulata
Lineage: Eukaryota; Metazoa; Mollusca; Bivalvia; Ostreida; Ostreidae
Exons: 5
Coding region: 237-722 (161 amino acids)
Biological process (GO): regulation of cell cycle
Cellular component (GO): cytoplasm; nucleus
Source: RefSeq, a predicted model, not a curated record